Molecule: messenger RNA, 1534 nt
Organism: Mauremys mutica (yellowpond turtle)
Lineage: Eukaryota; Metazoa; Chordata; Testudines; Geoemydidae
Product: tripartite motif-containing protein 26-like
Exons: 3
Coding region: 619-1377 (252 amino acids)
Molecular function (GO): zinc ion binding
Source: RefSeq, a predicted model, not a curated record
CCCCCCGCUGCGAUUUGCCCCCUUGAGCCUUUUAAACCCCCCCAAAGAGGAGGCAGCAAAUCCUAAGUAGAAGUGAGGGCAGAGAGAGGGCAGCGGCGACAGCGAAGAUUACUGGGCAUGCUCAGUUCGGGUGCGCAUGCUCAGUGCAGCGGCGACAGCGAAGGUUACUGGGCAUGCUCAGUUCGGGUGCCCAUGCUCAGUGCAGCGGCGACAGCGAAGGUUACUGGGCAUGCUCAGUUCGGGUGCCCAUGCUCAGUGCAGCCAAAGUAGCGAAUCUGGAGCUGCCCUGGGGGAGCUGCACGAGGACAGUCCUGCCUGACCCCCGCCUGGACACGUGCUGUGUAGAAAGACCCUGAGUUUGAGUUUUUGUGAUCUUGUUUGUAUCCGUCCCACCUUUUCCUUCCCUUCCCUUCCUGCUCCUUUACACCCCUCUCCUGGCCUGUGUAGUUCCUGCUUCCUUCUUUCCUUAUCUUUCUCCUGCUCCACCUCCCGGCCUCUCCUUUCUCUUCACCCCAUUCUGCACCGGUGCAGCUGAUAAGAGGUGGGGCAGGGACUGCCCAUGAUCAGCAAAACCAUUUCUGCUGCAGAGAGAACAGAAGCCCAGAGAUCCCAGCAGCCAUGGCCUCAGCAACUCCGGUACGGGAAAUCCAAGAGGAAACCUACUGUCCCAUCUGCCUGGAAUAUCUGACGGACCCAGUGAUCACAGAGUGUGGGCACAACUUCUGCCGAGACUGCAUCACUCAGCGCUGUGAGACAUGGACAGAGCUGGGCUCUGACCCUUUGUGCUGCCCCAGCUGCAGAGUCCAAAUCCGGAAAGGGUCUCUCCGGAAUAACUAUCAGCUAGGAAAUAGAGUGGAAAAAAUCAAACAACUGGAUUUCAAACCAGGAAAAGAGACUCUGUGUGAGAGACACGGCAAAGCCCUGGAUCUGUUCUGUGAAGAGGACGGGGAAGCCGUGUGUGUGGUUUGUGAGAGAUCCCCCCAGCACAGAUCUCACACGGUGCUGCUCAUGGAUGAUGAUGCCGAGAAAUACAAGGAAAAAAUCCAGGCUCAUUUGAAGACUCUGAGGGAGGAGAGAGAAAAGCUGCUGGAAUCUAAAGUGACUAGAGAGGAGAAAAGCCCGAAGUAUAUGAAACAGAUAGAAAAGAAGAGGCAGCAAAUUGUAGCUGAUUUUCAGCAACUGCACCAAUUCCUGGAGAAACAAGAGGAGCUCCUGCUGGCCCAACUGGAAAAGCUGGAGAAGGAGAUAACGAAGAUACAGAAUGAAAAUAUCACCAAAGUCUCUGAGGAAAUUUCCCAUCUCAGUAACCUGAUCAGUGAGCUGGAGGGGAAGUGUCAGAAGCCAGCAAGUGAAUUCCUGCAGGUGAGACUGAGUUAGAAAUACUCCAGAUCCCAACACAGGGACAGGAGAGCUCCUAAAACAUGGGUACAAGUGUCCAGCAGUCAGAGAUCACAGAGUAACUCCAUGUGUGCAUUAUUGAAAUGUGAAUGACUAUUGUUCAUUGCAAAGUCGCAGACACAUUGGCACUAGAAAU